GGGCCACCUGGACUAAAUCGGAUGUCACGAACCUGGCAACGGCAGGUUGGGAGUUGGUCGGAGAGGCCGACGGACUCCGCCCACUUUUGGUCGGACGAUCACCCCAUAGACAGUGAGAUUUACUUACGAUUCAGAUAACCGUAUCCGGCGAUCGUAACGUCUAUGGGGCCCUUAAGACAAGUGAACAACGCGAUAUUCAUUAGUGGCCAGUUAUUAAGGGAAAAAAAGUGACAGACGUUAUAGUUAUGGACCCCAUACACCAUAUUACCAUUGUAACCGACGACCGUAAGUGUGAGGCCAUCAAUCCGCCAAAAGUCGACUGAGUCUGGUGAUUUUGACGCACCUGCAAACGCCAUGUUAUGGCUUCGAACUUUUCGAUAUCGCAAGUUCGCAAUGGCUGUCAGUGGUUAUCGGUUAAUCUGGUGAUGCACAUCAGUAAUAAAUAUCUUAACAACAAAUAACUCCUGUCGUGAACGCAUCGUUGUGUACACAAUGUCAACAUCAAGUGAUCAAGGAAGAUUAUCCACGCUUUUGGAAAAUUAAGUCUAUAGACUACAGUGACAACGGGUCCAGGGACGGUGCAGACGUGAUACUUUUUGAAAAUUAAUUUAAGAAGCGUUAGUCAUCCACACUGAACUGAAAAAACCGAAGCAUCAAAAACAUCAGGAGUUGCCGCUGACGAGAUUUCGUAGGCCUAUAUUCCCCAGGAACCACUCCCAUACUUUGGUACUACCAUUUGAUGCGUUAUGUAGCGGACCAAGAACUGACAAGGCCUUCAUGCUAAGGCCUAGUCAUUGAUAAGUCGAGAACGACAACACAGGAGCCAUCAGCAGACAGGCGGUGAUCGCCAGCAGCAGGGCGUCCAGACGAUCUCACUCCCUCCUCCCGGAGAACGCCGCCAUGGUACGGAGGGCGCGGAUCAACAUGUCACGCAGAAGGAGGGGCUUCACGGCCGUCGUGCUGGGCGAGGUUCAGGGGGACACCCACGAUCUGGCGGCGGCAUUCGGGCACGAUUCGCCCCAACCGCCCACGAAUAAGCCUCAGUCGUUAGCGCAGAGGAGGGCAUCAACACAUAAGCUCCUGACGGUCACGAAAUCUGACCCCAUCAUGGCCCAGGGCAAACAGUGCGUCAGUUGCAUAGGCCACCCGGACUACUGCCUCACCGCCCUGGGGCUUCACGAUGCCUGCCCCGCCCACAGCAGCCUCCUGAAGACGGCUCCCGUGCCUAGACGCGCCCACUCCUUGCGAACGCACGCCUACCGAAUGACAUCGAACCUGAGCGUCAAAAGAGGCUCCGUCAAGGGCACGGCGAAGGGCGGCGAUAAGAUCGCGGAGGAAAACGAAGCCGGGGGAGGGACGACUCCCACGCCCUCGCCCACGCCCUCUGAGAGCCCGAGGGGGAGCAGGGCGAGGUCCCCCUCGGAAUCAAAGGCUCCGUCAACGGGCAAGCCCCCUCAGAGUCGGGGUUCGAGCAAGGCGGCGGAUCCGCGGACCAGGAAGACGGACACGUCCCAGGCAAAGGCGAAGAAGCAGAUGGCAAACGAGGGCGUCCGGAGGAAAGAGAAGGAGGUGCUGGGAGAGGGCGUCACGCCUUUGAUCACGGGCGCCGGGGAAGACGAGGCGAAUAUGCAGAAGAUAAUGGAGUGUCUAAGGCGCGUCAGUAUUUAGGAAAAUGCUGAAGAGUGAGACAUUCUUCUUUAUAUGCGUGUAUAGAAUACCUGUGCAGUGGUUUUUUUCUCUCUCUCUCUUCUAAAGUUUCAGUAUUUUUCAUGCUCUCAGUGACUCUCCGUCUCUUUGUAAUAUCGAAGUGAAAGUUUAUUAAAGACAAGAUAUUUUCUCUUUUAAACAGCAUGGACAAGUGAGGACGGGAGGACUCUUAAGGCGAUGAGUGCCGACUGUUUGUAUAUAAAUAUGUUUGCAUAUAAACACAGAUUUGCAAGUAACACACUAAUA
This is a messenger RNA of Macrobrachium nipponense, 1953 nucleotides long. RefSeq lists its product as uncharacterized. The record is from RefSeq and is a predicted model, not a curated record. The transcript has 3 exons. Bases 901 to 1668 code for a protein of 255 amino acids. NCBI's taxonomy places the organism in Eukaryota, Metazoa, Arthropoda, Malacostraca, Decapoda, Palaemonidae.